Molecule: messenger RNA, 576 nt
Organism: Nasonia vitripennis (jewel wasp)
Lineage: Eukaryota; Metazoa; Arthropoda; Insecta; Hymenoptera; Pteromalidae
Product: late histone H2A.2.2-like
Exons: 1
Coding region: 92-481 (129 amino acids)
Cellular component (GO): nucleosome
Molecular function (GO): DNA binding; protein heterodimerization activity; structural constituent of chromatin
Source: RefSeq, a predicted model, not a curated record
UGGGCCAUUCAAGCAUAUUGACGUCCCAGUCGUUUCUGAGCAUUUAUAAAGUCAAUCUCGAAAAUCUCGAAUCCAUCCAAGUCAGUCCAUCAUGUCAGGACGAGGCAGAGCAGCGAUAUCGAGGGAAGAGGAAAGGAGAAAGAAGAGGACAUCUCUCACGGAGAUGGCGGGUCUGAUAUUCCCGGUCGCUCGAAUCCGUCGUUAUCUGCGUAAGGGUCGGUACGCCAGGAUUAUUGGCACCGGUGCUGCGAUCUACCUAGCAGCAGUCCUCGAGUACCUUUCGGCUGAGCUGUUGGAGUUGGGCGGCAACGCAGCCCUAGAGAACAAGAGGAAGACGAUAAAUCCCCGUUACCUGCAACUGGCUAUUCGUAAUGACGAGGAACUGGAUAAACUGCUUCAAGGAGUAACGAUCGUUCGGGGCGGUGUUCUGCCGAACAUCCAUGCGGUACUCCUGCCGAAAAAGCCAUUAACUAAAAAUUAACUCGACAGUUACUCGGCUAGCUAUUUUCCUUGCAAUCCCUAAAACAAUCGGCCCUUUUCAGGGCCACCACAUUUCUAUAACGUAUGAUAAUCUAG